Messenger RNA from Lactuca sativa (garden lettuce), 2193 nucleotides. RefSeq lists its product as uncharacterized. Lineage: Eukaryota; Viridiplantae; Streptophyta; Magnoliopsida; Asterales; Asteraceae. The record is from RefSeq and is a predicted model, not a curated record.
AUGCCAAGAUCUUUUCGCACAGGUACACCUUUACUAGUUGAUUUGGAGAUAGCAAAAUCUGCUAAACAGAGAAGGAAGCAAGCCAGACUUUUAAAGAAACAACAACAAUCCAGAGUUUCUUCAUCAAAUCCAUCAACCACAUCCUCUCCAACAUCCAAAAGUAUCACCCCACCAUCUUCACCUACUCCUACCAUGGCAGACAACCAUGGAGGAAAUCAAAAUCCUCCACAUCCACCACCUGAACAAACCUUUAGACAAUGGCCACAUGAAGUCACAGAAGAUCAAAUCAAGUUAAGGGUAUUCCCCUUUGCUUUACAAGAUUCAGCGAAGGAGUGGUUAUAUGACUUACCACCGAGGUCAGUCACAACAUGGAAUGAACUUGCAAGGAUGUUUCUAGAUAAAUAUUUUCUAGAAAUGAGAGCUUCAUCUUUACGUAGAGAGAUAAUUGGUAUCAAGCAACAAAAGAGAGAAGCUUUGCAUACUUAUUGGGAACGGUUCAAGAAAUUGUGCUCAAGAUGUCCACAACAUGGGAUUACAGAAUAUCAGUUGCUGCAGUAUUUUUAUGAAGGAAAGUCAUCUUGGGAUAGGAGAUUACUCAAUGCAUCAAGUGGUGGAUCUAUAGUUGAUAAGACUCCAACAGAAAUCAGAGUUCUUAUAAAAAACAUGGCAGAAGAGUUCAAGCACACAGUCCAAGAAGAAGAAUGGUACAAUGAUGCACCAAGAGGAGUGAAAGAAAUUUCUACCCCAAAAAUUGAAAGUCAACUUUCUGAGUUGACUAAGGUAGUAAUGAUGCUUGCAAAGGACAAGGGCGUGCAACCACCAACAGUUAGACCUUGUGGUAUUUGUACACAAGUUAGACAUUCAACCAACAUGUUCCUUCAACUUCAAGAAGAAGAUUAUGAAGAAGAAAAAGCCAUGGGAGGUUUUCUUGGAUCUAGUCAAAGGGGAUAUGAGCAGCCACGAGGUGAUCAAAGAUGGAACAACAAUCAAGGUUGGGGAGGAAAUCAACAAGGGAACUACCAACCAAGUCAACCACAUCAAUACCAACAAAGACUACCUUUUCCACCACAAAACUUUCAGCCAAGGCAACCACAACACCCUCCUCAACAAGCGGGUUCAUCAAGUAUGUCUUUAGAGGACUUAGUGAAAAGUUUGGCAACUAGUACACAAGUUUUCCAACAGGAGAAAAAAGCAAGCAUAAAGAACUUAGAGAAACAAGUUUCACAGCUUGCUAUUUCCGAAGAAGAAAUAGUGGUUGAAGAGGCAACCAAAGAAGAGAAGGAGGAAGAGAAAACAAUCGAAAAGAAGCCCUUCAUCACUGAGUCUAAAGCCACACCUGCUCCAUUUCCCAAAAGAUUAAAGAGCACGAAGAAAGAACGGGAGGAGAAUGAGAUCAUGCAAAUGUUCAAGAGAGUUCAAAUCAACAUUCCACUCAUCGAGGUCAUCAAGCAGGUACCUAGAUACGCAAGGUUCCUUAAGGAUCUUUGUGUAUCUAAAAACAAAUUAAAAGGAAAUCAAGUCGUAACGGUUGGGGAGCAUGUAUCCGCGGUUUUGCAAAAGAGGAUGCCCCCAAAGUGCAAGGAUCCCGGUGUCUUUACCGUGCCUUGCAAGUUGGGAAAUCUUUAUGUACCCCAAGCUAUGCUUGAUCUAGGUGCAUCCGUAAAUUUCCUACCAUAUUCUCUUUUCAAAUCAAUUAGUGUAGGAACAUUGAGCAAAGCCGGUGUGAUCAUCCAACUUGCUGACCGGUCUUUGGUACACCCAAAAGGAGUAUUAGAGGACGUGUUACUGCAAGUCGAUGAAUUUGUCUUCCCGACUGAUUUUUAUGUCUUAGAUAUGGGAGAUGAUGACUCUCCAAGUUCAAGUUCCAUACUUUUGGGUAGACCUUUUCUUAAAACUUCUAAAACAAAAAUCAAUGUCUACAAUGGAACUUUGAGUAUGGAAUUUGAUGGUGAAGUUAUCAACUUCAAUGUGCAUGAAGCAAAAAAGACUCCUUUUGAUGUUCAAUCUGUUAAUUUUGUCAAUUUGAUCAAUCCCUCAACAAAAAAGGGUUUAAACUUGUCUAACAAUGAAUUUCUAGAAUUAGUUUUGUCAUGGAAACUAGACAGGGACAAAGCCAAAGAGCUUGCAAAGAAGUUUGAUAUGGAUAAUGAAGUGUUGGAGAUAUUAGAGUUUAUGAUGACAAGAAGCAUGUGA